AUGGAAGGCAAAUAUUUACAAGUAGGUAAACCUUCAGGGGAUGAUUUUGAUGAUGGAAUGAUAGAUAAAAUAAGUAGAAUCAAAAUUUAAUAUAAUAAACAAAAUAUUGUUGCAAUAGGAAUAUUUUAUGAAUAAAGAUAAAUCUAUAAAUUUCAUAACUUUUGUGUAAAUAGUCUAAGCAAGUUUUAUUUCUAUGUUUGGGAAGAAGAGUUUAUAAUAGAAAAAGAUGAUUGUAAAUAUAAUUUUAUUAUUUAGAUUUAUAGUAAGUAAGUGGUACUUAUGAUGGAACAUACAUCACAUCAAUAUAAUUUCUUACAUAUAAUGGUUAAUCUAUGCAUUUUAAAGCAUCUUGUUUGGGAGAUUAAUUCUUUAUAGAAAAUUAAGGUAUAUUAAUUCAAAUUAUUUUAGGUGAUACAUUUUCUAGUUGUAGUGGUUCAUUUGAUAGAAAUGGUUUAACAUCAUUAGUCUUUAAACAAAUGCCUCUAAAUUGGAAUGAUUUUGAGAGGGUACAAAAUAAAAUUCUCUUAUUAUCUUAUGGUCAUCAUUAUCCUUAGAAAUAUGUUCCUCAAUUUUCAUAAUAUUUAAACUAUCCAUAAAAUUGA
Molecule: messenger RNA, 602 nt
Organism: Paramecium pentaurelia
Lineage: Eukaryota; Ciliophora; Oligohymenophorea; Peniculida; Parameciidae
Source: the annotation of a GenBank genome assembly